Molecule: messenger RNA, 2704 nt
Organism: Centruroides sculpturatus (bark scorpion)
Lineage: Eukaryota; Metazoa; Arthropoda; Arachnida; Scorpiones; Buthidae
Gene: S6kII
Product: ribosomal protein S6 kinase 2 beta-like
Exons: 18
Coding region: 36-2261 (741 amino acids)
Biological process (GO): protein phosphorylation; intracellular signal transduction
Molecular function (GO): magnesium ion binding; ribosomal protein S6 kinase activity; ATP binding
Source: RefSeq, a predicted model, not a curated record
UACAUUUUGAGAAUACACUUUUAUAGAAUGUGGAAAUGGAAAAUUCCGACAACAUCGAAGGAGUUCAUGAAAUCGAAGUCACUAAUAUCACGAAGGAAGGCCACCCGAGAGCCGAUCCAAGUCAGUUUAAAUUGCUUCAAGUGCUAGGUCAAGGUUCAUUUGGAAAGGUUUUUUUAGUGAAAAAGGUUACGGGUCCUGAUAGCGGUACUCUAUACGCAAUGAAAGUAUUGAAGAAAGCUACGUUGAAAGUUCGGGAUAGAAUGAGAACAAAAAUGGAGAGAGACAUUUUGGCCGAAGUCAGUCAUCCUUUCAUUGUUAAACUCCAAUAUGCUUUUCAAACUGAAGGAAAAUUAUAUCUCAUCUUAGAUUUUUUAAAAGGUGGAGAUUUAUUCACAAGACUUAGUAAAGAAGUAAUGUUUACCGAAGAUGACGUAAAAUUUUAUUUAGCGGAAUUAGCAUUAGCGUUAGAUCAUCUGCAUAAUCUCGGAAUUAUAUAUCGAGAUCUAAAACCCGAAAAGUUAGUAAUGUUUACCGAAGAUGACGUAAAAUUUUAUUUAGCGGAAUUAGCAUUAGCGUUAGAUCAUCUGCAUAAUCUCGGAAUUAUAUAUCGAGAUCUAAAACCCGAAAAUAUCUUGCUGGAUGCGGACGGGCACAUACGUCUGACGGAUUUCGGACUGAGCAAGGAAGCUCUCAGCGACCAAAAGACAUAUUCAUUUUGCGGUACCGUAGAGUACAUGGCGCCCGAAGUUAUCAAUAGGAAGGGUCAUACAACGGCUGCCGACUGGUGGUCUUUCGGAGUCUUAAUGUUUGAAAUGUUGACUGGAGCAUUGCCGUUUCAAGGCACGAAUAGGAAAGAAACUAUGAUGCAGAUACUGAAAGCCAAAUUGGGAAUGCCACAGUUUUUAAGUCCGGAAGCGCAAAGUCUUCUCCGAGCACUCUUCAAAAGAAAUCCGGCAAACAGAUUAGGAUCGGGACCGGAAGGCGUGGAGGAUAUUAAGUGUCAUCCAUUUUUCGCGACAAUCGACUGGGACAAAUUGUACAGGAGAGAAAUUACCCCACCCUUCAUCCCGGCAGUCAGCAGGGCCGAUCACACUUUCUAUUUCGAUAAAGAAUUCACCACGAGGACACCAGAAGAUUCUCCGGGAGUACCACCCAGUGCCACCGCUCACGAAUUAUUUAGAGGUUUCAGCUUCGUGGCUUCCACCCUAUUGGACGAGGGUUGUCAAAAGACCGAGAACGACGCCACCAAUCAGGUGACGGGCAAGAGUCUGACGUACAAGGACACCAUCUACAAGGAGUACGAGUUUAAGGAGAAUCUAGGAACCGGCAGUUACUCCGUCUGUCGUCGUUGCAUCCACAAAGAAUCGGGAAGGGAGUACGCCGUUAAGAUUGUAAAUAAGUCGAAGAAGGACUGCCAAGAGGAGAUCGAGAUCCUGCUGCGUUACGGACAGCAUCCUAACAUCGUCACGCUUUACGACGUUUACGAAGACGCCACCUCCGUCUACCUGGUGAUGGAGUUGCUGAAGGGGGGCGAGCUGCUGGACAAGAUCCUCAGCAAGAAGUUCUUCAGCGAGAGGGAAGCUAGCGCCGUGCUCGAGGUCAUCUGCAGGACCAUCAAGUACCUGAAUGACAACGGGGUGGUUCACCGGGAUCUGAAGCCGUCGAACAUCGUCUAUGCGGACCAAUUGGAAAACCCCGAAUGCCUGAGAGUGUGCGAUUUUGGCUUUGCUAAACAGAUCAGGGCGGAGAACGGGCUGCUGAUGACCCCCUGUUACACGGCCAAUUUCGUGGCUCCGGAGGUGCUCAAGAGGCAGGGCUACGACGAGGCCUGCGACGUUUGGAGCAUGGGCGUUCUGCUCUACACUAUGUUGGCUGGGCAUUCUCCGUUCGCCAACGGACCCAACGAUACACCAGGCGAAAUUCUGGCCAGGAUCGGAGAGGGCAGGUUCGAGCUGACCGCGGGUAACUGGACGAACAUCAGUUCUCCCGCCAAGCAUUUGGUACAGAAGAUGCUGCACGUGGACCCCAAGCAGCGGUACAGAGCGGGAGACAUCCUGAACCACGUGUGGAUCACGGGCCGGGACCGCUUGCCCAGCGUUCAACUAUUACACCAAGAAGCCCAAUUGGUCAAGGGAGCCACGGCCGCCACCUUCGACGCCAUCAGCAAUUACCCGACGCCCCCCAACCUGGAACCGGUGGCCGCCUCGGAGCUGGCCAGAAGAAGAGCCAGGACGCGACCCAAGUCGUCGGCGGAAGCGUAGGAGGAGGAGGAGGCGAGACACGAGCCGGGGCCCCACCCCCUUCCGUCUCGGACGAACGAGGGCGGGCCGCGGCCAGGCGCCUCGUCUUGGAUUUUUUUUAAAAAAGAAAAGCUCUAACUUAUUUCCAGCGGCCCGCUUGGGCCCCUUGUACAGAAGAAGACGAAUAAGAAAUUGUGUAUCAAGCGCGGGUGCUCCGCUUUUUUGUUUUCUGUUGCUCUUUUUUUAAAAAAAAAAAAUGUGGUUUAGACGUCGUUCCGGAUGACCUACAACGAAAAACGCCCGACAACGUUCCGAUUUUUGUACUCUACCUCUGUCACGUGAUCAGUGGAUGUCAAGCUCGGCAGCAAUAUCUAUUUUCUCUCAAUCUUUUUUCUCUUUUACUCUCUCUAACUCUGUCUCAUUUGUAAAAUUUUGACUUUCAAUAAACCGACAUCGCAUCCUUC